Molecule: messenger RNA, 6111 nt
Organism: Macrobrachium nipponense
Lineage: Eukaryota; Metazoa; Arthropoda; Malacostraca; Decapoda; Palaemonidae
Exons: 12
Coding region: 117-4511 (1464 amino acids)
Biological process (GO): sodium ion transmembrane transport
Cellular component (GO): plasma membrane
Source: RefSeq, a predicted model, not a curated record
CAAGUCAGUGUUUAUGCAGUCAACGGCGAGUGAGGUUGUGUCGUGGGUUGUUCCUUCAUAGUGUCACUCUGCAUGUAUCGAAGUUAAAUAUCUGUUUCAGUGGUUUUCGUAUUACGAUGUUUGAUAAAGAUCCUGAGGGUGAUUCUAGUAUGCCUUGUGGAAGCAGAGAAAGUGAAAUGAGUGAAGAAGAGCAGAAGCCCUUGCUUUCAAUUGGUGCAACUGGAAAACAAGAAGGGCAUGACCCAGCAUCAUGCCAAAGUGACCUUGCUGGUGACCCUAUCGCAGAUUUUACAGAAUCAGCCAGCCCAUUAUCGACUACCCUGAAAACUAGUGUUUCAAGUGAUUUUCUUAAUAGUAACAGUGAAGCCACGGAGAACUCUUGUAAUGAGAACUCUACAAAUGAGAAUGUAGAUCUUGAAACUCUGUUAACCACUAGUACCCAGAGUGAUUUAUCGAUGCAAGAAUAUCAAGAUGCAAGAGCACCGUUAAUACAAAAACAGUUCACGGAAAGUCGAAAUGAGGAAGGGCCUAUCACCCAUUCGCAGUCUAUGCCUUCAUUACAAGAACACCCACCUAAAUCCGUACCUCCGGAAUUGCAAAAUAAGGAAAACACACCUGAUUCCAGUCAUUGUCAGGCAGCUCCUUCCCAACAUUCAUCUCAGUCAGUACCACAGCAAAAUAUGCUAGCUCCCAUGGAUGUAGUUUCUGAGGAUCAUUUAUCACAAACGAAUCAUCAGCAGCCAUCCCCACGCAGGGGUAAUGAACAUAGCCAAUCAGUACCACAACAAAAUAUUGUAUUGCAGCCAGUGACUACAACCUCAACCAUGGAUGUAGUUUCUCAAGAUCAGUAUUUACAAGGGCAUCAUCGGCAGCCAUCCCCAUAUAGGGGUAGUGAAAAUAGCCAGGCGUUGGCCAUUUCACCUCACAACCAACUAAUGGCAACACCAAACCAGGCAAUAUCACCUCCUUCAAAUGCAUUUUUACCUCACCCUUAUUGGCCGAUGUCAUAUCAGUAUCCCUCUCAUCUCAACCAACCUUAUCCACCCUCUCAUCUCAACCAGCCUUAUCCACCCUCUCAUCUCAACCAGCCUUAUCCACCCAUGCAGUAUCCAGCACCGCCAAUAUAUCCAUAUUAUCAGCCCUUGCCUCUAUUGCAGCCAUAUCAUGGACCAUUAUCACAACCUUUAUCUCCUCAAUCUAGCAGUGAUGGACAUAAUGCAGUUCCUUUCCAACAAAACCAAUUACCACCAUGUCUUAGUAAUCAUACUCAUGGGAUUCCAAAUCAGAAUAAUCUGGGGAGUAACCAGCAACCUCAGAAUCCAGGUGGUGUUAGCCAACAAGAUCAGAGGUUGGAACAAGGAAGGGCCAACUCCCCUAUAGUGACAGUAUGUGAUCCCCCUAGUGAACAUAUUAAGAGUCCACAAAAUGCCAAAGUUUCUGAACCUGAGAUCCUCCAGUCCCUGCCAUCAUGUCCAUUUCAGACUGCCUUAUAUGAGAACCAGAAGCCACACUCGUCCAAACCUGUAGUAGGUAUGCGCUUACAGGGUCCUCGCCAUCUCUUUACUGUGGUUCCAGUGGCAAAUGUGGAACUUGAAACUGUUGAAGAAGAAAGUAAACCAACCCCAUCAGGAGGGAGAGGCCCAAGUUCAUCUAAAGCAUGUAGUUCUUCCAUAUUGCCUGUAAAGUCGGCACAACCAACCUCAGUGCCAACUUUUUCCCCAUCAAAGUCAGAACCAGUUUCAACACAUCCCUUGGAAGAUGGUACAUCUCUCAUUGAAAAAAGUGACACACUAACUGGGACAACCCUAAAUUCAUUAUCCCUAGCAAAAAGUCCUAAAAACGGCCUCUCAGUCACUGCUGGAAGAGGCGGAUCUAGUAGUAAAGAUGACUCUUAUUUGUCUCCUAAAGGCAUAAGAAUGCAGAAGAUUUCAUCUCCCGGACGUAAUGUGUACCAUACAGUAACAGGCAUGCCUCAAGGACAAAGUACUCUUUGCCGUGACAACGCACUUAAGGGCUUGUCUAAUGUUCCGAGGGGCUUUACUGUUGGAGGCUUAGGUCUUUCUCCAUUCCAUCCAAGAGGCGAGUAUGGUGUAGGGGGUGCUCCAUUUUUGCGUGGUAAGAGAGAUGUUGGCGUGCUGAACCUGCCAAGAAAUCCAUAUCACACUGUGACUGGUAUGGUGUCAAAUCCUCACCCUGUACGAGACUAUGGAAUAGGUGGGGGAAAUUCUUCUCCCCUGCUGAAUCAUAGAGAUGAAAUUCCAUCAUAUAGGCCUCGUGGGCCUGGGGGUAUCCCAGCAUCUUUGGCCUCAGUUGUAAUGCCUAAGGACCCUACUCUUGUGUCAUCGAGAUCAUCGAAAAGUCUAAAGCGGCUGAGUUGGGGAUACACUGUCACAGAACCCCGUAGCAUCCUUGGACAUUCAAGUUCAGCAAAACACCUUGGCAAUACACUUGUUGAGGAAAAUGCUGAUGGUGUUGCAUCUCCUCUUAUACUUCCGGUUGACCAGAUGAAUAUCACAGAACUUAAUGAGCUUACUGUGAAUUCCAUGGGUGGCAUUAGUAUAGAAGUGGGGAGUACAGAUGGAAGAGCAAUGACUGUCCGAGGUGCCUUGACAUCUCCUGACCAGCUUCCAUAUCUUCCAGCUGUCUUCAGGCACAGCCACCUGGAGGGCGGCAAAGACACCCGUGAUAACUACGGAGGCAGCGAUGGAAGGCAGACGUGGGGCAACAAAGCACAGUUUGUGUUGGCCUGCAUUGGCUACGCCGUUGGGUUGGGAAAUCUGUGGCGCUUCCCAUAUCUCUGCUACAAGAGCGGCGGAGGUGCGUUCCUGAUCCCGUACUUCCUUAUGUUAUUCCUGUGCGGGAUUCCGCUUCUCCUCAUGGAACUCGCCGUGGGCCAGUAUACCCGCAGGGGACCUAUCGGAGCUUUAGAAAAGCUAUGCCCAAUUUUCAAAGGUGCAGGAGUGGGGACAGUCAUCAUGUCUUUUUUGUUGGGGACUUACUACAAUGUUAUCAUUGCUUGGGCAAUCUACUACCUAUUCCAGUCCUUCACAUCUGAAUUACCUUGGAGAUUCUGUGAUCCAGCUUGGGCAGUCAAUUGCUUUGAUCAUUAUGGUAUAAACAUAUCAGCUCCAAAUGGAACAAAGUCAGCUACAGAGGAGUAUUUUGAUGAAGUAGUUUUACGGAAAAGCCGAGGGCUGGAGGAAAUGGGAUCAUUUAGGCUGGAAAUCCUUCUGGCACUUUUUGGUGCCUGGGUUUUGGUUUACUUCUGCCUUUGGAAAUCCAUUAAAUCAUCAGGGAAGGUUGUUUAUGUAACAGCAACGCUGCCAUACGUCUUGAUUGGUGCAUUUUUGUGGCGUGCUCUUACUUUGCCAGGAGCCAGCACAGGUCUGCAGUAUUUCUUCAGUCCAAGAUGGGAACUACUUUUGAAGGGCGAGGUUUGGGUGGCAGCUGCAGCACAAAAUUUCAAUAGCAUUGGUAUUGCCUUUGGAUCUCUCAUUGCCUUCUCAUCUUACAACAAGUUCAACAACAAUAUUGUUCUUGAUACAUGGGCAAUCUCAUUGACAAACUCUUUCACAUCACUCAUGUCAGGAAUGAUAGUGUUCUCGACUCUUGGUAACAUUGCUUUGGAGCAAUCUAAAGAUAUGGAUGAAGUAGUAGCACAAGGUCCUGGUCUUGUGUUUAUGGUGUAUCCCCAAGCACUGGCCAAGAUGCCAUAUGGAGGUAUUUGGGCUGUUCUCUUCUUUUUCAUGCUUCUCAUUCUUGGACUUGACUCACAGUUUGCAAAUGUUGAGGUGAUAAUCACAUCAUUACAAGAUGGUUUUCCUAAGUGGCUUAAAAACAACUUGAAACAUCAUGAGAUUUUAGUUUUAAUUGUUUGCUUAAUCUCGUUUAUCUGUGGACUCCCAAAUGUCAUGCAAGGUGGUAUCUACUUUUUCACUCUUAUAGACUACUAUGCAGCAAACAUUUCUUUGAUGUACCUGGCAUUCUUUGAAGUGGUAUCAAUAGUAUGGAUAUAUGGAGCAGGCAGGUUAGCAAGGAAUGUACAGGAAAUGACUGGUCGCCUACCUUCCUUGUAUUUCCGUGGGUGUUGGUAUGUUGCUGCGCCUCUUUUGAUAAUGGCUAUUUGGAUAUUUUCGAUUGUGGAUUAUAAGCGGCCAACUUACAACAAUGGAGAAUAUAAGUUUCCAGACUGGGCAGUUGGAGUGGGGUGGGUGAUUGCUUCCUUAUCCAUAGUGCCUAUCCCAAUUUUUGCUGUGAUUGCAGUGUGGAAGGCUGAAGGAACAACAUUCUGGGAAAAAUUCAAAAAUUCUUUCCAUCCUCAAAUUGAUGACUGUGAUUGCAUUGGAGGUGUAUUUGAAGAGGAGGAUGAUUAUAACCCAAACAAAGAAGAAUUUUUGGAUCGUCAGGUAAAGCUUGUUGUAUAUAAUGGACCAUCAAGCGAUUUAAAGAAGUCUUCAGAUGAUGGGCAAGAAAAAAUUGAGAAUGAAACAAAAACUAAUGGCAAAACUUAAUUUACAAUUUUUGGAUUGUAAGAAAUUGUCGACAGAGCUAUAGCUGGAGGUCACCUGAAAUUUAGAUCAAAUAUUUUGGUAAUAAUAAAUUUGGAUUUUCUGACAGGCAUAAAAUUCUUAUUUUUCAUACAAUUAUUGUUGUCACCUGUUAUUAUCCAAGAUUAGUAUCUGAAGUCCAUAGGUUCUUCUUCCAUUUUAGAAAAUAGCAUGGCUUGCAGUAAGUGUUCCACAGUAGAUUACUGUGAAAAAGUGAAGUGAAAAUCUAUUGGCUUUCCUGUACGUAUUUUAUUUUGCCCAUACUGGGUACUUGUUACAUAACUAUUUCCAGCUAUAGCCAACCACCAACACCUGGCAUAAAGAUGUUGCCACUUUCAAGACAUCUUUGGGCUUUCAGUUAGGUUUAGUCUUCGCCUCAUUGUGAGGAUACACAUGCAGGUAGAAAAUCUUUGUUUUCAUUCCACACCAUUGUUCCUCUUAUUUUCACUUCAAGUCUUAGAAAUAUUAGGGUUAAACAGAAAAUAAAUAUAGCAGCUUGAUUUUUUGUAAAUGGAAAGUCAAGAAGAAUUUGUUAUAUUAAUCAGAAAAAUACUGAUGAUAUUUACAGCUUCUUUAUAUAUCAAGUUGUGUUUCAUUUAUUUCAAAUAUGCUCAAGAAUCAGUGCUUGACAGCAACUUUAUCAUAUGAUGAUGAUUUUGAUUAGGUAUGGUAAUUUAUUGUGUACUGUAUUCUUGUAUUUUCCUCAAUUACCAUUAUUGAAGUCGGUGAAAGUUGUGUACAGUAAAUACAUACUAUUGUAAUAUCAAUAUGAAUGUAUUGAAAUAAUUUUUAGUGAUGCUUAUGAAAUUUUCAUCUUUAAAGCAAUACUACUGUAUUACAUACAUACAAGUAAGAUAACAGUUGCCUUUCUGUAAUCACUGGUUAAUCUUGUGCCUGAGUGCUGGACUUACAGCAUCAUAUCUGUAUAUUUAUAAACACUCCUAUUGUUGAAACGUUACAAACCCUGAGCCCCAUAUUUAGUUGUUGGAAUUGCAUUAAUCACAUGGAUAGGUUGCGAUAUAUUUCUGUAAACCGUGAAAUUUUAUCAUACUACAGUAAUCAAUAGUCAGGAAAUGUGGACAAUAUUGCAAGUUUAUUUUUAUCUUUUUUUAACAAAAAGCAGUACUUAACAGUUCUGGACAAUAACAGUUAUGCAGAAUAAUUUUUAUUCUUUAAUAGCUUCUGAAGAGAUAAUGGUAAGAUUUCCAUCUCUCUUUCCAAUGUUUUUAGUACACUUCCCAACUGAACUAAUUUAAUUUUAACUCAAGAGAUAUUUUAGUAUAAAUGCAAUACCAAGAAAUUGUGUUAUGUAAUACUGUCAGCCAUAAGUAUAAGGACAGCUUAUGUUCUGCAUUAGUAUUAUGUAUAUAUUUUUAAAAAUUAUUUUAUCUGAGACUAAAUCCACGUAAAUAUGUAUUUUGGUGAUCAACUAUAAUUGAAUUAUAGUCCUGAAUGCGUUCAAACGAAAAAAAUUGCUGUACACUAGUCUUUAAGUAAAACCACUACGUACAGGUGAUUAUAGUAUUAUAAUAUACAGUACAUGGAAAUAAACACUUCAUCCUCA